UAUAGGAUUCCUUCUUUCUUUACCGAUUAAAGUCAAAGUCAAUUCGACUAAGGUGGUUUCGAUCUGUACUAAACAUUACAGAUAUCAUUUUCAUAUAGCUCCUGAUCACGCUUCUCGUGAAUUAUUUUAUCUUUAGACCAUAAUAUAUGCAAAAUAAUAAUAACCGAAAUAGAAAGAGAACGGGAGUUCUAAAUUAGAACACGUCACGGAAUAUGUGGAUUUUGCUGUUAUCUCGAGUAUGCAUGUCGGUCGAUGAAAUGUGUGUGCAAUUUAUACCUCCAUUUGAGAACAAAUAAAUAGUUUCAAAGAGUGACUUCACGUGAAAAGUAAAAUGGAAAUGUUUACGAAGAGUUAUAUUAAAACUGACCGUCCUCCGUUUGAAUUAAAGCACAGAACGAUUCCGGAGGUAUUGGAGCACUACUCAGAGACAAAGGGAGACGGCGAAGCUAUUAUUUUUGUGUCAACGGACAGAAGUCGCGAUGUUGUCACAUGGUCGGAGCUUUACCAAAAGUCUUGCAAAGUAGCGAAAUCUCUCAUUAACUUGGGAAUUCGGAAACAGGAAAUUGUCGCUGUAAAAUUGCGUUGCUGUCCAGAAUGGUUGUUUGCUACAUACGGAGCAAUGAUGGCUGGAGCAAUCCCUGUCAGUAUAACGUUUACGUACACAGAUGGAAGCGACCUCAUCGCAAUGAUGGAAAAGCUAAAGAAAUGCUCACUGUUAGUUCUAGAUCCUGGAUUAGAAAGCAUUAACUGGAACAUUCUUCGUACGCUUCUUGACGAAUAUAAAGUGGACAGUAAAGUUCGAAGUAAGAAAAUGCCUUACUUCAGACAUUUUAUGUGUUGCGUUCGACAGAGAGCCAGAUGCUUCCAGUGUUAAGGACUUCAGAGAUCUUCUAUUCGAAGACCAUCCUGACAUAGAACUACCCUACAUAGACCCUAACGAAUUUGCCAUGCUAUUUCAAACGUCAGGAAGUACAGGGGUACCAAAGCUUGUAGCGCACAUGCAUCUUGGCGCAAUGAAAUUAACAGAAUCACAUGCGUACGACUUGAUGUAUGACAUCCUG
Molecule: messenger RNA, 1061 nt
Organism: Mercenaria mercenaria
Lineage: Eukaryota; Metazoa; Mollusca; Bivalvia; Venerida; Veneridae
Product: acetyl-coenzyme A synthetase-like
Exons: 1
Coding region: 332-874 (180 amino acids)
Source: RefSeq, a predicted model, not a curated record